This is a messenger RNA of Sitodiplosis mosellana (orange wheat blossom midge), 3803 nucleotides long. RefSeq names its product death-associated inhibitor of apoptosis 2-like. NCBI's taxonomy places the organism in Eukaryota, Metazoa, Arthropoda, Insecta, Diptera, Cecidomyiidae. The record is from RefSeq and is a predicted model, not a curated record. The transcript is spliced from 7 exons. Gene Ontology annotation, cellular component: cytoplasm; nucleus; spindle microtubule. Bases 1393 to 3102 code for a protein of 569 amino acids. Gene Ontology annotation, biological process: regulation of cell cycle.
UUUUUUUCCUGUCUCUCUCGUCUCAUCAUCAUCUCUGUUCGUUUUCCUAGUUGAGAAAAAGAAGAAAAAAAAACGUAUCAAACAUAGCAUCAGAGGCUGAGAAACGAGCAUUUUUGUUGCUCUCUCAUAACUACAACAAUAAUUUGUGCCCAAGCGAAUUCUUUACAGAAUUGAUUUUUCACUUGAAAUUUUGUUGCGGAAAUACAUUGACACACGCCAAAGCCACAAGCAGAUGAACGCAAUAAAAGAAAAUCUCUUUCAUUGAAAUUGUGCGUGGCAUUCAUUUGAAAACAGUGUUUGUUCUUCUUUAAAAAAAAUAGUUUUAAUAUUUAGUACACACUGUGCGGGAAAGAAACAAAAACCGAAAAUUGUUUAGAGAUAAAAUAAAAAUUUGCACAUCCGUUUAAUGGGUCAAUCAUAAUAAUAUUCAGCUAGUCAAUGGUAGACGUCAAAAUUCUUCGAAACGAAAGUUUGUAAUCAGUGACGACGGGGGAAAGACCAAAGUGAAAAAGAAAUAAAUUGAUUUUUCAUUGAAUUGUACUUCGUCAUUUGAGACCAAAAUCAAAUCAAAUCAUCAUCGAUUUAAUAUUAUUCAUUGAGUGAAUAAGAAGUGUCGCAACUCACAAUAAAAACCAAUUUGAUUUCAGCGCGUGUCAAUAGUUCAAACAAAUUCAAUUAUCGGUCGCAUUCUCUUUUGCUAGCUCAACUUUUUAAAAGUGAUAAAAUUGUAAAAAAAUAUUCUGUGAGAAGCAAGAGACGAAAAUCGUCGAAAAUUUCGCACACGUUAAGAUUUUCUGCAACGUUUGCCUGAAUUCAGUCGAUUUCAUCACAGCUAUGGAUUAUUAAUCAUAUCGUAAGUAGAAGAAUAAAUGAACAUUUGCUCGUUUUUCUAAGAAGUGUUUAGAUAUUGUGCAAAGCAAACAACAACAACAACAGGGAAUAUGGUUCCCCUGCAAAGCAUAAAUAUAAAUUCAAAGCAUUGCAAAAACAAAUGGCAUUCAAGUUAAUAAACUUUUCAAUAAGAUGAGAGAAGCGAAAUGAAAUGAAAAGAAAAGAAGCGAAAUAAAGAAGUGUAUGUAUAUAGUAGCACGAAUAUGUAUGACAUAUUUGCCCUUCUCGUUCGCUAUCGUUGCGCGAAUGUAAGCGUUGUUGUUUUUUUUGUUUUCUUCUGGUGCUCUGUAACUCUGGUAAACAUUCUCCAUGAUUUGGUUUCAGUGUCUCCGUUUCAUUCGUAGCCGCAUUUAUUCAGUUGGUCGAACUCUCUCACUUUCUCCUUCGCUCUCGUUCGCUCCCGCUACAUCUCUUUGCUGAUUUUCGUGAACCUUUCAUAUAUCCACAGUAAAACUUACACUGUACAAUUUUGACGAAGAUAAAAGAAGAAAGUGAGACGAAAUGAAUGUGGAAGAGAUUCGUUUGCAGACAUUUUCCAAUUGGCCCGAAGAUGCGCCCGUUGAAGCUCACCGAGUGGCGAGAAGUGGCUUUUUCGCCACUGGAAAUGGUCUCGAAGUACAAUGUCACUGGUGUGGCUUAAAAAUUAACGAAUGGGACUAUGGUGAUCAGCUGUUACAGGUAAUGGGAAAGCAUCGUCGAUUGAAGCCAGACUGUCCAUUUAUCACAAAUCCGACCGGUUCGGGCAAUGUUCCAAUGAAUAAUAUGCAACCGUCUACAUCGGAACUACCCGCAAAUGAUCUCAUGAACGAACAAUGUCGCCUAACUACCUAUGCAAAUUGGCCUGUUUCAUUUAUAAUGCCACAAUCAUUAGCUAAAGCUGGUUUUUACUACUUUAAUCAUACGGACCAUGUGAGAUGCGCAUGGUGUCAAGGUGUGAUUGCAAAAUGGGAAGUUGGCGACAAUCCAUUUACAGAACACUUGCGAUUCUUUCCGAAUUGUCCACGAGCCCAGCUCGGUCCAAAUGUCGAAAUUCAAACGGAAGAAUCGAUACGUUCGCUUGGCAUUCAACAAAUACGUGCACCGAAAAAAGAACGAUACAGCUCAUUGGAUGCACGGCUACGGUCGUUUGCCAAUUGGCCUAGAAGCUCGGUUCAAUCGCCUGAAACACUGGCCACCGCUGGUUUUUAUUAUGCUAAUACCGAUGACCAAGUGCUAUGCUUCCAAUGCAACGGUGGACUUCGAUCGUGGCAGCGUGAAGAUGAUGCUUGGUUUGAACACGCACGAUGGUUCCCAAAAUGUGAAUUCGUUCAACUGGUCAAAGGUCCACAGUAUAUCGAACAAGUGCAGCAACAAUCGAAACCGACUCUGGAUGAAGCGAUGUCUGGUGAACCCGUGCAGAAAGCCUUAUCGAUGGGUUUGAGCGAGGGAAGAAUACGAGCCGUUACCAAAUAUCAUUUAGAACGUUUUGGUAGCCCAUUCAAAUGUGCCGAAGCCCUAAUCGAAUCGGUGUUGGACUACCAACGCGAAGAGGAGCAACAACAGAGCUUAGAAGAUGGCGAUGACGACGAAGAGCAAAGUAGCUCGGCCAUUGUUAGAGAGGUUGGCCGAAUUUUAGAUACGAUAUUCAAUAAUAAUCACGAUUCAUCGUCGUCAUCAUUGUUAUCGACUGGCACCGAUGAUUUUGUCAUUCUUGAUACGCCAUCACAUUUGGGCCAAUUAGCCAUCCAUUCAUCCACGGCAACGUCCACGAGCAGUAGCAGUAGCAGUAACAGCAGCAGCAGCAACAGUGAACCAUCGAACUAUUUAAGUAUUUCAGAAGCGCGAGCAACGAUAGAGGCUAGCACAGCUUCACCACAAAAAGACUCCACAACACAAAUUGAAAAUGAUGCAUCGGCUGCGGAAAAAUCUGUACCUGAAACAUGCACCAGUAGCAGCGCAAGCGGCUGCAGUGGAACAAGUAGCAAAAAUGCUGAGAGCAGCGGUAGUGGCACGGGCAUUGAUAACAGCCAAACCAAAAAACUUUCAUUGGAAGAGGAAAAUCGUCAGCUGAAAGACGCACGACUGUGCAAAGUGUGCAUGGAUGACGAUGUAGCCGUUGUUUUCUUGCCAUGCGGUCACUUAGUGACAUGUGUGCAGUGCGCACCGAGUGUAACGGCUUGCCCAUUAUGUCGAACGGCAAUUAAAGCAUUUGUUCGAACAUUUUUGUCAUGAAGCGAAUGGCGCAUCCCUCAAUUCAAAUGAGAAUUCCAUUUGGGGAAUUCAAUUCAUAUUUGGAUUGGACUGACUAAACGGAAAAAUGACGAAAAGAAAAAUGUUUAUUGCCAAAUGUUUCGUUUGUAGUGUGUCCCAGUAUUAUUAAUAUUACUAUUAUUAUUUUUAUUAUUAUUGUCGUUCCAUGAGGGAUUUUAGUUUGUCAAUUAAUUUUCAUUUUAUCUAAAUUGUCCAGUGAACAGAAGAAGAAAACUAAACUCAUAUUUUAUUUAUGUCUUGUGACAUUCCUUUCGAUAUUCAUGUUUAAUUCAACAGUGGAAUUUAACGUUUCACUCAUUUAUUUUACCGAAAUGGUCAUUUCUAUUCAACAUAAAUGCACAAGAUAACAUGAUCCAAUACAAAAAUCAAAUGAAAUUACAUGUUUUCGUACAAUUUACAGGAAACUCGUUUCAAAUGAACGAACGAACCAACGCUCGAUACAACCUUAAGUUGAUUUAUUUAGAUCACAUAUCUACAAAUGUUAAGAAAAAAUAUUUAUUCUAGACGAGAACAAAAAAAAACGUUAAACAAGAACCGAACAAUAUGGAAUAUGAAUAAGAGAAAAAAAAUUAUUUACAAGAUUUAAAACAAAAAAAAAUUACAUAUGUACUUAGUUAAAUCUAUUUAGUUGUAUUAAUAAUAAAAUAAGUAAAAAAAAAAAA